Messenger RNA from Ciona intestinalis (vase tunicate), 943 nucleotides. The record is from RefSeq and is a predicted model, not a curated record. Lineage: Eukaryota; Metazoa; Chordata; Ascidiacea; Phlebobranchia; Cionidae.
AAAAUUGCAAUUUUAAUUUUGCUCAAAAUUUUAUUCCUUUUGUGUUUGUAAACGAUUUCCACUUAUUAGAUAAACAACGAGGCAUGUUUAGUUAUUAGCUAUGUAUAUUAAGAGCGUUACAGUUGACGGAUUUAAAUCCUACGCCCAGCAAACCGACAUAAAAGGAUUCGAUCCUCUAUUUAACGCAAUAACUGGACUUAACGGAAGCGGGAAGUCAAAUAUUUUGGAUGCAAUUUGUUUCUUGUUGGGAAUUACUAAUCUUUCACAGCCUAAAGUAGUGGGAGGCUCUGAUGAAGCUCUUCCAUCAAGCAACGAUGACACCAGUCAUCCUUCAAUAAGUGAACCUCAAGCUACUGUUUCUUCACAAGAUGUGUAUAUACCUGCUGCUAAGCUCACUAAGGGUCAAAAGAGAAUAUCUGCUCCAGGAACUUCUAGAGAUGUAAAGAUUGCCCGACUUUCUCCAACUUUAAGUUCACAAGAUGUGUCCAUACCUGCUCCUAAGCUCACUAAGUCACAGCAACGACGAAAACAACAACAGCACAGAAAAAACAAUCAACCAUACGGAGUAACUCGUAAUCGGGCAAUAGGUCCUAAGGUAGUGGGAGGCUCUGAUGAAGCUCUUCCAUCAAGCAACGAUGACACCAGUCGUCCUUCAAUAAGUGAACCUCAAGCUACUGUUUCUUCACAAGAUGUGUCCAUACCUGUUCCUAAGCUUACUAAGUCACAACAACGACGGAACCGGCGACGAAAACAACAACAGCAGAAAAAGCAACAACAACAACAACAGCAACAACAACAGCCGCAACAACAAAACUCCAGGCAGUGGAAAAACUUAAAAAACAACAAAUCACAACAACGACGGAAGCGGCGACGAAAACACCAACAACAUGAAAAGCAACAACAACCACAGGAACUAAACGUACCUGCUCCUAACCCCCCUCAG